GAGACUGAAAGUGUGAAUUCUCAGCGCGGAGCGGGCAGGGGUCGGGGGUGGAGGUCGCUGCUGCAAGCCUGGGCGGGGCCGCGGCUGCGCCUCCAGCGCGGGGGGCGCGGGGGCCCGGCGGGGAAGCCCGGCCGCUGCGCCUCCGGGGCCGGGCGCCGCGCUCUGGGGAACGCCGCCCCCGGGCCGGUGGCAGCUCCUCCUCGGGCGCCUGUAGCCGCCGCGGCCAUGUUGGCUGAGGGCUUGAAGACAAAGCCGCUUGGAGACACCGGGGUGGCGUCAUCUGGGCACGAUGCCGCAGGAGCGAAGUUCGUGGGGCCGCGUUGCCGCCAUCUCUUAGGAAGGCACCUUCCAGUUCUGGUUCUAGGUGCACCUGCAGCCACCCCCGUGGGCCCUCAAGGGGCCGUUUCUGGUCUCCAGGCCUCACGACGGCGCCCCGACCCUCGGGCCCGGCCGUGGAGCGUUCUGGAUCGCGGAGGCUCCGCGGACCCCCGCGGGUAGAGCUGGCGCUGGCCCGCCGCCCCGGGUGGCACUUACGAUGGCGCCGCCCACGGCCCUGCUCCCCGCACGGGAACCUAACGGGGCCGGGCGCCAGGGGGGGACACCCGAGCCCGUGAGCUUCGAGGACGUGGCCGUGUACUUUUCCCCGGAGGAGUGGGGGUGUCUGCGGCCCACGCAGAGGGCCCUGUACCGGGACGUGAUGCGGGAGACCUACGGCCACCUGGGCGCGCUUGGCUUCGGAGGCACAAAGCCAGCCCUCAUCUCCUGGGUGGAGGAAGAGGCCGAACUGUGGGGUCCAGAUGCCUGGGAUCCUGAGAUGGGAGAGUGUCCUACAGAAGCAGACACAGCAGGUUCCAGAGACAAGGAAGAGAAAGGACAAAGAGAAGGGACCGAGGCACUGGGGAAGAUCCUUUGUGUGGACGCUCAGCCUCCUGGGCUGACGGCUCUCAGACCCCUUUCUGCUGGGUUUUCUUAUGGUUGGGAGCAGCCAUCGAAGGUGCCUCGCCGGGGUCGCCCACCACUCUGUGCCCAUCCCCCGGUCCCCAGGGCAGACCAGCGGCACGGUUGCUACAUGUGCGGGAAGAGUUUCGCCUGGCGCUCCACCCUGGUGGAGCAUCUGUACACCCACACGGGCGAGAAGCCCUUCUGUUGCCCUGACUGUGGCAAGGGCUUCAGCCAGGCCUCCUCUCUGAGCAAGCACCGGGCCAUCCACCGUGGGGAGCGGCCCCAUCGCUGCCCGGACUGUGGCCGGGCCUUCACCCAGCGCUCCGCUCUCACCACCCACCUCCGGGUCCACACGGGCGAGAAGCCCUACCGCUGUGCUGACUGCGGCCGCUGCUUCAGCCAGAGCUCCGCCCUCUACCAGCACCAGCGGGUCCACAGCGGCGAGACCCCCUUCCCCUGCCCGGACUGUGGCCGCGCCUUCGCCCACGCCUCCGACCUCCGGCGCCACGUGCGCACCCACACGGGCGAGAAGCCCUACCCGUGUCCAGACUGCGGGCGCUGCUUCCGGCAGCGCUCGGAGAUGGCAGCUCACCGGCGCACCCACAGCGGCGAGCGCCCCUACGCCUGUCCGCAGUGCGGCAGGUGCUUCGGCCAGAAGUCAGCCAUGGCCAAGCACCAGUGGGUUCAUCGGCCCGGGGCGGCGGGGCGCAGGGGCCGGGGUGCCAGUGGGUUGCCUGUGCCGCUGGCCUCUGGCCACGGGGACCUGGAUCCACCCGUGGGCUUCCAACACUACCCAGAGAUAUUCCAGGAGUGUGGGUGAUGGCCUCGGUGGUGACAAGGCAGAGGGUGAAGAUUAAGACAUUGUCUGAGGCCCAGGGUGGCCUCAGGGGCCUGAAACUGGCAGCCCCAGGGAGGCCGUAGAAUUCCCAGCCAGAGCUGGACCUGGGGGAGGAGGACUGUUUCAUCCUAGGCCCUCACCAGCUUCAUCUGAUACCUUGUUCCCCCUGUCCCAGGCUCUGGAAGCCCCCUUUGCUGAGUUAGGGCUGAGGUAAGAGCCCCCCACUAGACUUCCACUGUGGGGAAGAAGAGGCUGUUUCUAAGAGGAUUGAGGUGGAGAACUUUGUCUUAUCCAUUGACUUUACUGCAGAAGUUAAAAACUCAUGGCGGGAUACUGAAUCUGGCCUGCAGUAGCCUUUUAAAAAAUAUAUAUAUAUAUAUUUUAGCCCAGCCAGCAUUUUUAAAUGUUAUGAAUUAUUGGUUAAGAUUUAAAAGUCAGGAUAUUUCACCAGGAUAUUUCACAAAACACCAGGUUUCUGGCCUCUUUUGAAAAAUCUGAAGAUUUGGCAGCUCCACCUGAGCUCCCACAAAACCACAGUUGGUGGGAGCUGAGGGGCAGUUGCCCCUUUGGGUGGAGCCCAGGCUCUUCAGUUCAGCGAGCCUGCCACUCCUUAUCGCCUCCUGACCAGUGUCAGCUGACACAAGUCAUGGCCUGCCCACAUCUCUGGCAAAACAGGCCCUCUCCAUCUGGCAUUUUUCUGCUCAUUUACAUGACCUGUUAGGCUCCUGUAGUCAUUUGAGUUUGCAAAUUCUAGUCUACAGCACUCAAUUGUUCUUGAAUCAGGGAUUCAGGUAGAGAGCAUAUUUGUGAAAGGGUGGCAGGAGAGAAGUAAAAGCGGGCUUUAUGUUAGAUCUUGGCUCAUAUUGCAUUUUAUGGUUUACAAAGUACUGUCUUGUCCGUCAACUCAUUUCACCCUCAUAACUGCCUAUGGAAGCAAGCAUCUUGCUUGGAGAGGACAGCCCAUCAGGAAGAGGUAGUCAGGACUGAAUCUCUUGCCCCAAAUGGAGUGGUAUCUCCAACGCAGCAUCACUAGCUGACCUGCACUUCCUGUUUUUUAAGGGGAAGGGCCUGAGAGCCCCUCUAAGUCCUCUCCUUGGGCCUCCCUGGGAGAGCCCUAUGGCUCAGUCUUUGCCACUCUAGGCUCAGCCAGGAGGGCCUCAUCACAUUUUUGAGUUGGAAGAGAUCUUAGCUUUUCCAUCCUUUUGGAGUUGGGGACACUGAGACUGGGGAAGGCUGAGCAACCUAUCCAAGGUCACACACAGAGUGAGAUGCUAGGAUUCUUGAUUUCCUGCUGUCUUUACCAUACCACUCCUGAGUUCCUUGCCAGUGCCUCAGCCAGGGUUCUGGAGGCAUCUGCCCACUCCCUGAGAUGACACACAGGCACUGACCUAGACUAGAGACAAAGCAGCCCAGUGUUAGUGAAGCCCAGGUACAAGAUGAGUGACAAAACAGCCACAUAGCCGACAAGGCAAGGGAGAAACAAGGAGAGAGGAGAGUUCCAGGGCCAACAAAAUCAAAGCUUGCAUCUUCAGUCUCUUUGGGACCUCCAUCACCAACAAAGGGGAACCAGGCCAGGAGCAUUAGGGGUUAGUAGCCAGAGGAAACUGUACUCAUCUAUAUUCCCAAGCUCUGCACAGACUCCGUCCCCCAUCAUUCUGUGACUUCAUUGUCCAUCUACCACUCAUUCCUUUGUGGUUAGAGUCCAGCUUUGUCCAGGUGAUAGAAGGAGCCAGCCAUGGGCAGACCCUUUCCUGCCUGUGGUCAGGAUGACCCUUCCCUUCAAGUAGGAGUAGCAAGGACUUAUGUCGUUGGUGGCCUGUGUGCACUUGCCUUCUGACAACUCAGCCCUGUGUCUGGCCUAACUUAGGAAGAAACUAGAUUUAUCUACCCAAAGAAACUCCUAAAGGAAGAGGUGCAAAACUUGGGGAAAAGACACUGUUCAGGUAAAGUGAUGAACUGACUUGAUUCCAACCUGAUCUUCCAAUCUGACCGCACCAAGACCUCUCUUAGCCUAAACUUCAGUGGGAGGAUCGGCUUAUAUGCCACCUGUCACAAGGGGAACGUGGGAGUGAGGAGAGGCACCUUGGCAGUGGUAGCUACCUUUGCACCAGCUUUUAUUCGCCUAGAGAAGCCAGUGUACAACCUAUCCUUCCCCUGCCCCUCAGCACUGUCUGGGGAAAGCACAGCCUGCAAUACCAGUUCUCAGCUCAGCCUCAGAGCCAGAUCUGGACCCUGCCCUGAGCUUGCCAAUUAAAGGUCUUUGAGGCGCAGGCCCUGAAGCAAUUUAAGCUAGGAAGAGGGUUUUCCUAGGGCUUCAUUGUGCAUCAAGAGAAAUGCUUGUCUGCACCAGAGACCCAUCCACAUGGCCAGAGUGAGAGGUCAAGGCCACGACCACAUGGCCCAUCCCUAGUUUGUCCAAGCCAUGUGAAGGGUAAGUAUUGAUAUGAGCUCCAAAGACCCCUAAAUUGGGGGUGGGGGGGAGCCAGCGGUGGAAAUUUGUUUAUGUAUAUCUUUCUAGGAACAGUAUAUGCAAAGACGUUUAUGACUCAGAAGCUAAAACCUGCUUUAGGCAAGUAUUUUUCAAAGUAAGGCCUUCCUGCCACAGAAUCACACGCAGUAUCUCUUCAAAAUGCACCUAGAUCCUUGGGCCCUGUCCCUAGUCUAUUGAAUCAGUAUCUCCAGGGGUGAAAUGUUAUGGCUGCUAAAGUUUGAGAGAAUCACUGCUCUGAACAUAAAAAUUUAUUUUCUAGCUGCUCUUAGCUUUACAAGAGUAGGGAUUGGUCUCAGGGCCUGUUCUAAAUGUGUCAGGCCAGCUGAUGACCUCGCCAUACACAAAGACUCGCAUUUCCUUUGUUCUUCCCAAAGGGGCCUGUGGUCUCUUCCUGGCUACCUCAAAUCUUCUUGAAUAUACCGGAGCAUCUCUUGUAGCAUCUGACAAAAGGCCUCACAGAGGGCUUGUCCUUUGCAUGCAGGGAGGAAGCAGAUCACACAGGAGCCCGCCUCACACUGAGAACCUUUGUCAGGACUCUCUCAGGUGUGGGCCUAGUUGGCCGGACCAUAAACCAUGGCUGUGCCCUGAAUAGCUCUGCCCCAGUGCUGCUGCACACCGGGAGAUGAUGCUGUGGACAAAGUGACUGCCCAACUCAGGACACGCACUGAGUCAAGUUGGAACCCUCGUCAGAGGCUUCCCUGUGCUCAGAGCCUGUCCCUGCUAUGGGCGUUGGCAGGUAGAGGCUGGCUGCCUCUCAAAGUUCCAUUGCAUAGAGAGGACGGGUGCUGGUGGAGGCUGCCUGGAAGUCGGCCAGAUACUAGUGAGACUGAAUUUCCAAGUGGAAAUACUGGUGCCAGAGCAGACUGAAUCCCUGGCCCAACUUCUGCUACUCAUGGGGCUUGUGGCCCAUGCUAUGAAGAGUGCAGGCAGCGGACCAUGUCAGAGCUGGGGCUGGAGGGCUCACCACACACUUUGCAGGGGACAGCUGCUCUCCUAUGUGAAUUUUCUGGUGAGUAAGCAGGUUGGAGGCCAGAGAAAAGUGUCUUAUGAAGGAGACUUUUGUCUCUCAUUUGUGUGCUUUGGGGAUGACCAGGAGGUGCCCCAGGUCCAGCUCUUCCCAUAAUCACUGCACUUGUAGGGUGUUCUGCCUGUGUGGGCCCUCUAGUGCUGGACCCUGUGAGCCAUUCUUCACAAAGGUUUUAGGACAGGCAUUGAAAUGGCAGAGACGCAUGGAGCUGGAAGCUGACCCCCUGGAGGGCAGAGGAUUCCUGCUUUAUUUGUAGGAAGGUAUCUGUCUGUAAUUCUGUUUGUAAGCCUCUACUGAGAACGGAGACUGAGUUUCUCCAGCCUUUUUCCAUUUGAAAUUCUCCAAAUUCUUGUUCUUAUCCCUUCUCAGGAGAAUGGAAGAUGCCAUCUUUGCUCCUAACCAGUUUCCUCCCUUCCAUUAUCUGAGAAGGCAACAAGAAAACAAUCUAUGGCUCCUGCAUCACUCAUACAGGGAGAAUUUGGUUCAUUAAUUGUCAGGAAAACUACCAGCUAGUUUCAGCAGCAAGGGUAGACAAAGGACAAAAAUUGGAUCCUAUUGUCUUUUCAGGGUCACGUUUCCUUUGAUUCAAAGCUGCACCUACGGCAGUGUUUCUCGGGUUCCCUUCCUCUACAAGCCUCUAUCCAAGUCAGACAGAACUAGAGAGGGCGUAGCUGCCUUAAAGGCCAGAUGGUUCUCUAUCCACUUCCCCUCCUUAAGUCUGUUACCUUCACCUGAAGAAAUUCCAUAGGACCCUUGCCUCCCAGUGAGAAAAUCCAGGACCUAGGGGCUAAGGUUCCAAGGGAUUGAGUCAAACUCAGGCUUUGGGAAAGGCGGAAGGGAGAGGCAGGGUAACAGAAAAGGAAGCAACCUUCUUUCUGUGACAGGACCUGUGGGAAGAAGGAAAAUGCUGGGAAGGAGAGUGUGGGAAGAGACCGGGGAGUCAAGGGUGUCUGUCCUCAGAUCCCUUGUCUUUCAUUCUCCAGACCUAAUGAAGGGUAAAUGGGGGCGGGAAAAGGUCUGAAACCACAGGCUCGACAAGAAGUGAGAGGCCAGGGACCUCCCUCCCACUCCUCCCGCUGGCACUUCUGGAGCGCGGGGAAGGUGGAACCGGCCUGCGCACGCGACAACCAAUCAGAAAGGUGCCUCGCGUUCCCUGGCGACCAUUAAAGCCUAGCAGUUGGUGUAGUGAGAGGAGGCGGGGCGGUGAGAGCACGAGCUCCACCGACCAAUCGGUGAGCCCCCUGGGAGGGAGGGGCGGUGCCUCUGAAGCUGGAGGCGGGGCUGUUUCCUUGGCAACGAUCCUAGC
This is a messenger RNA of Hippopotamus amphibius kiboko, 6604 nucleotides long. RefSeq names its product zinc finger protein 764-like. Bases 536 to 1762 code for a protein of 408 amino acids. Gene Ontology annotation, biological process: regulation of transcription by RNA polymerase II. NCBI's taxonomy places the organism in Eukaryota, Metazoa, Chordata, Mammalia, Artiodactyla, Hippopotamidae. The transcript is spliced from 4 exons. Gene Ontology annotation, cellular component: nucleus. Gene Ontology annotation, molecular function: RNA polymerase II cis-regulatory region sequence-specific DNA binding; DNA-binding transcription activator activity, RNA polymerase II-specific. The record is from RefSeq and is a predicted model, not a curated record.